AAACAGCUCCUCCGCCACACUAACGGGCUUCCCGCCUCCUCAAACCCGUCGAAAGAUGCUCCUUCUCGGGAUUACUACCAAAAACCCAAACCCGACGAGUCUGCAAGAACUUUACCCAAGUGUUUGGAAAGUUUGAACAAGUGCUUUAGACGCUCCGCAUCCCCCCAUCUAUUUGCAUUGUUUUAAUCUCAUUGAAUUCAGCCGACGCGUUUCCCUUCCCGUCUGGAGCGGUCCAAGUCUGAUGAAUUCGCCGAAACGCGACGGAGACGACGAGGUUCCCGUUAAAGACCCGGUGAAAUACGGCGAGCUGGUCGUUCUGGGAUACAAUGGAUCUCUGCCGAAUGGAGACCGCGGCCGCCGCAAGAGCCGUUUUGCUCUUUACAGAAGGGCCAAAGCUAAUGGCGUCAAACCCAGUGCUGUGCACAUCCUCAACACGCCGCAGGACAGCAAGGCGGUCCACAGCAGGGGUCAGCACAGCAUCUCUUUUACUUUGUCGCGCAACCAGACGGUGGUGGUGGAAUAUUGCCAUGAUGACAACACAGACAUGUUCCAGAUCGGACGCUCCACAGAAAGCCCAAUUGACUUUGUGGUGACCGACACCUCUGGAGGGUCAAAAGAGGUGGAGGACCCAUCCAUCGCACCCAGCACCAUCUCACGGUUUGCCUGCAGAGUGGUGUGCGAGCGCAGCCCCCCUUACACCGCUCGCAUCUAUGCUGCAGGCUUUGAUUCCUCCAAAAACAUCUUCCUAGGGGAGAAGGCAACUAAAUGGAAAAACCCUGAUGGACACAUGGAUGGUCUGACCACCAACGGGGUGCUUGUCAUGCACCCAGAGGGGUUUCCAGACGACCCCAAGCAGGGUUUGUGGAGGGAGAUCUCGGUUUGUGGAGAUGUUUAUGCUCUGCGGGAAACUCGGUCUGGACCCACCCGGGGCAAACUGGCGGAGGGUGAAAGCAGCGCCUUGCGUGAUGGCUCCCUGGUGGAUCUAUGUGGUGCCACGCUCCUGUGGCGUACAGGAGAAGGGCUUAUGCGUGCUCCCACUCUGCGCCACUUGGAGGCACUUCGUCAGGAGCUCAAUGCCUCCCGCCCCCAGUGUCCCGUAGGGCUCAGCACGCUGGCUUUCCCCAGCCUGCCACGCAGCCACAGCCUUGAAGAGCGACAGCCCUGGGUCUACCUCAGCUGCGGCCACGUGCACGGACGCCACGACUGGGGCCAGAGAUCGGAAGGGGAGCAGAGGAGGGGCGAGGGUGUGGCGCCCCGGCGAGAGUGUCCCCUGUGCAGGAGCGAGGGCCCUUAUGUGCCACUGUGGCUGGGCUCCGAGCCCGCCGUCUACUUGGAUGCAGGACCGCCAACUCAUGGUUUUGUUCCGUGCGGCCACGUCUGCUCAGAGAGGACAGCCAGGUACUGGGCAGAAAUUUCACUGCCCCAUGGGACGCACGCCUUCAGACCCGUGUGCCCCUUUUGCUCGGCGGCCCUCAGCACACCAGGCUGGACACGACUAAUCUUCCAGGGCCCGAUCGAUUAGCUGCUACUCCACACAAUCCACCGUCACUACUUCAGGAAGCCUACUGGGCUUCAUUCGUGGCACAAAAGUUCACGAGUGCCGACUGAGGCGUACGACCUGCACCAAAACAAACCUUUGUGUCAUUGAAUGCAGCUUUCACUGGCUAGUCCUCGCCUUUGUUUAUCCUUCAGUGCUUCAAAAUCAGCAAGUAUACAAAAAAAAAAAACACUCCCAGGAUCUCAUCCUGCUCUGAUGAGUCCGUCAGGUUUACAUUUACCCACCUCCAUGGUUUUUUUGGAGAAAAACUGAAGUUCUGCUGCUUUUCAAACAUUCAUUUUAUCAAAAGACCAUAGUACAUGGUAGAGUAAGUUGUGACGGUUUACUUUUUUUUGUUAGGUUUCCGUGUUGGCCCAAUAGAAACCAUACAAUUUGCAGGUGUGAAAGCCUUCCUAAAUUCUGCUGGGGAUCAAACUAGAUCUCCAGUACACCUUAAUGAGGGUCUAUGUUUGAUCGCAGGUGGACAGUCCUGUAGACAAAAGAGUAGAAGUCAACCAAAGAGUUUGUCAAGUGGACAGCUCUCCGACUGGUGUAGUAGGGAGGGGAAGAAGUUUGUCAGAGACAAAUGCAAAGGCACAGCUUUUCCUCUUUUUUUUUUCCUUUUUUUCUUUUUCUUUUUUUUUCUUUUUCUUUUUUUUCUUUUUUUUCCCUUUUUUCUUUUUUUCUUCUUUUUUCUUUUUUUCUCUUU
Molecule: messenger RNA, 2246 nt
Organism: Oryzias melastigma (Indian medaka)
Lineage: Eukaryota; Metazoa; Chordata; Actinopteri; Beloniformes; Adrianichthyidae
Product: E3 ubiquitin-protein ligase pellino homolog 2
Exons: 7
Coding region: 242-1522 (426 amino acids)
Biological process (GO): protein polyubiquitination; regulation of Toll signaling pathway
Molecular function (GO): ubiquitin protein ligase activity; protein binding
Source: RefSeq, a predicted model, not a curated record